Molecule: messenger RNA, 3604 nt
Organism: Ceratotherium simum simum (southern white rhinoceros)
Lineage: Eukaryota; Metazoa; Chordata; Mammalia; Perissodactyla; Rhinocerotidae
Gene: ITPKB
Product: inositol-trisphosphate 3-kinase B
Biological process (GO): inositol phosphate biosynthetic process; phosphatidylinositol phosphate biosynthetic process
Cellular component (GO): cytoplasm; nucleus
Molecular function (GO): inositol hexakisphosphate kinase activity
Source: RefSeq, a predicted model, not a curated record
UUUUUUUGAUCGCACAUUGAACAAACACUGAAGUAGCUCGGAGCAGACACUGACAGGGACAGUAUCUCCACCGCUGAGAAGGGCGUGCAGGGCCGGCCCGGAGUCGCCACCGCCCGGAUCGCCCGGCCCCUGCCGAGGAGCAUUUUCCAUUCUUUCGAACUCCCCUUUUUUUGUCUUCCAUUGCUUGGUGAGGAAAUCAUUUCUGAACUUUUUUGCUUUUAAAGCCAUCUUGUUCCUACUAGGUCUGCGUGCCUGGGCCAUGUAGUCUGCACAGGACCCGGGAAUCCGAGAAAUUGCAGCGGCGCUGUUGUUUACGGCCCUUUGGGCGGGGGCUGAGCCCGCGGUCUUGCCCCCCGCCCGCCGCCCUGGCCAUGCCGCUCCAUCUGCGCGCGGAGCCGCGGCCGCCGGGCCUGCGAGGCUGAGCCGGGAGCCGCGGGAGGAGGAGGCGCCGGUGGCGGAGCCGGAGCGGGAGCCGCGGCGGCGGGCAGCGCGGCGGACCCAGUACUAUGGCUAUGUACUGCUAUGCACUCAACAGCCUGGUGAUCAUGAAUAGCGCCAACCAGGUGAAGAGCGGCGGCGGCCCCCGGCCCAGCGGCACCGAGACGCCCCCGCCGCCGGGGAGGGCCGCGUUGAGCCCCGGCAGCGUUUUCAGCCCCGGGAGAGGCGCCUCUUUCCUCUUCCCCCCAGCCGAGUCGUUGUCGCCUGAGGAGCCCGGGAGCCCCGGGGGCUGGCGGAGCGGCCGGCGCAGGCUGAAUAGCAGCAGCGGCAGCGGCAGCGGCAGCAGCGUGGGCAGCCCUAGUUGGGCGGGUCGCCUGAGAGAGGACGGGCAGCAGGUGGUGACCGCCGGUACCCUCUCCCCUCCGGGGCCGGAGGAAGCCAAGAGGAAGCUGCGAAUCCUGCAGCGCGAGUUGCAGAACGUGCAGGUGAACCAGAAGGUGGGCAUGUUCGAGGCGCACAUCCAGGCACAGAGCUCCGCCAUCCAAGCGCCCCGCAGCCCGCGUUUGGGCAGGGCUCGUUCGCCCUCCCCGUGCCCCUUCCGCAGCAGCAGUCAGCCCCCAGGAAGGGUCCUAGCUCAGAGCGAGGAACGAAGGACAAAGUCCUGGGGGGAGCAAUGUCUAGAGACUUCAGAGGCCGACUCCCGGAGGAGCGGAGGGGCGCCCAGCCCAUGCCUUUCGAAGGACAAGGAAGGAGUGGCACCUGUCCCCGGCCCGGCUGCCGGGUCGGGAUCAGGGGCUCAGGGUCCAGCCGCUUCGGCGAGAAUGGAGAAGAGAGUCCCUGCCAGACUCCGCUGUGGCUCACCCGUAGCUAUGGAAAUUGACAAGAGGGUCUCGCCUCCUUUGGGAACUCGGAGCUGUCAAGCCCCACCUUUGGAACUGGUGGGAAGGAACUUAGUGAUGACCACAGAAGUGGCAGCGAGAGCCACAUCCACUGGACCACACCGUCCACACGACCCUGCCCUCAUUGAGCGGUCUGAGAGGGCCCGCGCACUUGGGGGUGUGCACCCCGGGGAGGCCUUGGUGGAGACGCAGUCUCUGGGCAGUGAGACAAGCCUGGCCCCAGAGGGGGGCGGUCCCCGCAGUGGAGAGCCCCCUGGAAAAGUGGAGAAAGGAAAACUGCCCUGUGGCGUGCCAGGCUCCGGGGCGUCUGAAGCGGACGAGAGGCCAGAGGAGAGGACUGUGAACGCGCAAAUGUCGGAGCCGUCGAAGGCCCCGACCUGGUUCAGGCCACCCGGAGACCUGGGCUUGGUAGGCCCCGAGGUAGCCCCGAGUGGGGCCCUGGUGGUCAGGGAGCCUCAGCAGCGCUCUAACAGAGUGGAUGAAGGGUCUCCCAUGCUGGGCUUGCGUGGGGGCAGCAGCUCAGCACAGCCAGGGACCCGGGAGGUAGAAGCAGGAAUACUCUCUGGCGGAAAGCUGGAGCCUUUGCCCUGUUGGCCCUCGACAAAAGAUCUGAAAGAACCUCCGUGCCUUCCUGGGGACAGGGCGGGUGUGCAGCCUGGGAGCUCCAGGGCUUGGCUGGGCCCCAUGGAGGAAGCCAGUCUGGCCUGGACGUGUGGCACAGGGGUACAACCCGAGGGGACUUGGGGAAGCCAGCCGCAGGACAGAGACGCCCACCCCAGCCCAGAGUUGCUCUCCCCAGAUCAGAAGGACAAGACUUCCCUGAGAGAGGCCUGCAGCCCAGGCAAUAUUCCUGCCGUCAUCAUCACAGACAUGGGUGCCCAGGAGGACGGGACCUUGGAGGAGGCGCAGGGAAGCCCUCGGGGCAGCCUGCCCCUGAGGAAACUGUCCUCUUCCUCUGCCUCCUCCACCGGCUUCUCCUCCUCCUAUGAGGACUCGGAGGAGGACAUCUCCAGUGACCCUGAGCGCUGCCUGGACCCCAACUCCGCCUUCCUGCAUACCCUGGACCAGCAGAAGCCCAGAGUGAGCAAGUCAUGGAGGAAAAUAAAAAACAUGGUGCACUGGUCUCCCUUCGUCAUGUCCUUCAAGAAGAAGUACCCCUGGAUCCAGCUGGCGGGACACGCAGGGAGUUUCAAGGCGGCUGCCAACGGCAGGAUCCUGAAGAAGCACUGUGAAUCAGAGCAGCGCUGCCUGGACCGGCUGAUGGCCGACGUGCUGAAGCCCUUUGUCCCCGCCUACCACGGGGACGUGGUGAAGGACGGCGAGCGCUACAACCAGAUGGACGACCUGCUGGCCGACUUCGACUCGCCUUGCGUCAUGGACUGCAAGAUGGGCGUCAGGACCUACCUGGAGGAAGAGCUCACCAAGGCCCGGAAGAAGCCCAGCCUCCGGAAGGACAUGUACCAGAAGAUGAUUGAGGUGGACCCCGAGGCCCCGACCGAGGAGGAGAAAGCCCAGCGGGCCGUGACCAAGCCGCGGUAUAUGCAGUGGAGGGAGACCAUCAGCUCCACGGCCACCCUCGGGUUCAGGAUCGAGGGCAUCAAGAAGGAAGACGGCUCCGUGAACCGGGACUUCAAGAAGACCAAAACGCGGGAGCAGGUCACCGAGGCCUUCAGAGAAUUCACUAAAGGCAACCAUAAUGUCCUGGUCGCCUACCGGGACCGGCUGAAGGACAUCCGGGCCACUCUAGAAGUUUCUCCCUUCUUCAAGUGCCACGAGGUCAUUGGCAGCUCGCUCCUCUUCAUCCACGACAAGAAGGAACAGGCCAAGGUGUGGAUGAUCGACUUUGGGAAAACCACACCCCUGCCCGAGGGCCAGACCCUGCAGCACGACGUCCCCUGGCAGGAAGGGAACCGGGAGGACGGCUACCUCUCCGGCCUGAACAACCUCAUCGACAUCCUGACGGAAAUGUGCUCGGGCACCCCACCGCCCUGAGGCCGCCCUGCGCCCCACACCUCGCGGCCGCUCCCGGCCUUUCUCCCUCCCUUUGCUUCCCUCUCCUCCUGAAUGUUCCCUUCCCUUCCCCCGGGUGCCCCAGAACUGACCCUCGGAACUGCACUACGAGACACUUUGUAGACGAGGAGAUGCAAUGAGAUUUCUGGUUGUUCUCCUGAUUGGAGGACUUGGGGCUGGGCUCCCACUUCUCUCUGUAGACAGGAUCUCCUGCUAGGAGAGAAAUGCCCAGACCCCAGACCCCAGGCCCGGCUGCC